This is a messenger RNA of Colletotrichum truncatum, 1371 nucleotides long. Its product is annotated as pectinesterase. The record is from RefSeq and is a predicted model, not a curated record. NCBI's taxonomy places the organism in Eukaryota, Fungi, Ascomycota, Sordariomycetes, Glomerellales, Glomerellaceae.
AUGCCCUCGUUAGACACUCUUUACCCACCACUGGAUCCGCAGACGAGAUCCACAAGGCUUCUGAAAUUCCUGCCCCAAGACAACGAUACUAUUCGUUGCACGUUGACGACCCAUACUAUUGACGACCCUCCACCAUUCAUUGGAUUGUCGUAUGUUUGGGGUCCCCCUAGCCCAAGCUACGAUAUUUUGGUGAACAACGAACCGUUCCAGGUUCGCGAGAAUUUAUGGCACGCUCUUCGGCGACUGGUUCAAAUUGCCAACAAUGACAACCACUCAAUCUUGCCUCCAAGAAACUCGCGUAUUAGAGUGCCACAAUACUAUUGGAUUGAUGCCAUCUGUAUCAAUCAAGAGGAUGCUUUCGAGCGCGGCUUUCAGGUUGAUCUAAUGAAGGAUAUAUUCUCAACUGCCACCUUUGUGAUGGCAUGGCUUGGAGAAUCUGAGGAUGAUGUCCCUGCCCUGUUCGAAUAUCUACAAGACUUGAAACACACCCCAAGGCGGAACAGAAACGAGUUCCUGAGAAAUGCAAAGAAACCAUUCUCGUUCAAAGACGCUCAGUGGCUAGUUUCUAGGCCUUAUUGGUCGAGGAUUUGGAUUGUCCAAGAGUUUACGCUGGCCAGAGAGCUCUACAUUCUCUGCGGGUCCGACACACUUUCUUGGCCUGCGCUCCAGCAACUCCGGCCAUUUGGGAUGUCCAACAGAACCAAUCUGGGCUUCAAACACUUUUCUAAACAAGAAAACCACUAUAGUAUAAGGAAACACGUCAACAGUUGCACAGAGCUUUCCAACCUUCGGAGAUCUUGGCAAACUCAGUCCAACCAACCCUCGUUUACGGACGGAAAUCCGGAAUCCGGCGCGAGGCCAACACUUACACGACUCUUGGCUUUCUGCAAAGACUAUCAGUGCACGGAUCCUCGGGACAGGGUCUAUGGACUUUUGGGACUCACAGAUACUGGAGGCAAAGAUUGCAUCUCGGCCGACUACACCAUCAGUCCAUUCGAAUUAUAUCAUCGAGUCAUUUUCCAUCUUCAGCAGAAUGGAAGAGCAGCUUCGGAGGUAUUCCGCUCUAGGCUAGCUGAGGGUCUCCAAAUUGUUCACGAAGAUGGCCUCUCAACAUCUACAUUCAUAUACGAGACGGUAGGAAGCCGGACCGUUAGAAGAUUGCUCACAUCCGGCUCAGAUGUUUGGAGAGAGCAGUUGUUGAAGGAAUUGGAAGACAAUCUCGGUUUCAAGGUUACCGAAAGUUGUCCAGAGCGUCUUGAUCUGUAUGAAAGAAUUAUAUCGCACUACAGGGAUUUCCCCAGCGAGCAAGACCCUGCGACAUGGGCAACUUUUGAGAGGGCUAUUAAGCUCCUGCAGACCGGAAAAGACUGA